This is a messenger RNA of Platichthys flesus (European flounder), 2232 nucleotides long. RefSeq lists its product as uncharacterized. The coding region runs from base 88 to 1221 and encodes 377 amino acids. Gene Ontology annotation, molecular function: sequence-specific DNA binding. The transcript is spliced from 12 exons. Gene Ontology annotation, biological process: DNA integration. The record is from RefSeq and is a predicted model, not a curated record. Lineage: Eukaryota; Metazoa; Chordata; Actinopteri; Pleuronectiformes; Pleuronectidae.
CGGAUGUGUACACACUUUUUGUAAAUUUCAUCGCUCUUUCAAACUCCAACAACUAAAUCAGUCCUUUCGCUGGAGAACUGGUUUAAAAUGGGGAGAUAUAAAUGUGCCUACAACUGCGAAAGCUCCAGUGAAUCAGAUGUAAAGUUUUUUAAGUUUCCUAUUUACAAUCCCCGGAAACUGAAAAAAUGGCUCGUCAACAUGAAGUGGAAGGACUGGACUCCCUCCCGCUUCUCUGUGCUGUGCAUCAAUCAUUUUGAGGAGCAGUACAUCGACAGAACAGGCAAAAGUGUGAAACUCAAAGACGUUGCAGUUCCCACUAUAUUUUCAUCCCCUGACAAGACACAGACAAGGAAGGCUUCCAUCAAACCCAGAAGUAAGAGAAACAAGACAUUGGCCUCACAAUCGGAUCCUGGUCAGUCUCAAGCGACCACCCCUGCCACAACAAAGAGAAAUAUCGAGAACACAGAGAGCAGACCAGCAGAGGAAGAGCCUGUGGGAGACAAAGACUCAAUCAAAUCUGACAAGUGGAGGAUUAUAGUAGAUGAAGGGCUGAUGAAGAUUGAGUCAUUUCCCCAUUUCUUCCAUGGAGAUUACUGCGUCCCACGGGAUAUCCAAUGGGCUCCAGAUGAUAAUUUCAGUGCAGAAUGUAAAGAUCCUGAAAAUGUGAUCGAGGUGAAAGAGCCGUGGCAGUGGCUUGGCCUUGAUGUCAGAGGACCCCUGCCCCAAACACUGAACGGACACAAAUACAUCGUGACUGUGACGGAUUACUACUCCAAGUGGGUGGAAGCUGUGCCAAUGCAGUCGUGCCUCCCUCCGCAUGUCGCAAAGCACAUCGUGGACAUCGUCAACCACUUUGGAUUCCCACUCAGAAUCCUCUCCAGGCUUCCUCAUGACAUAGUCCACAAAAUCAACAGAGAACUGAAAGAUCAGCUGAACGUCAGCGUCGCUCUUGUCGUCUAUCAUCAGCAGACAGGCACCGCAGAUCUGAUCACACAGCAGCUGAUUAACAGGAUGAUCAGUGAUCUGAUAGAAGAGCAUGCAGCCGACUGGGAUGUCUACCUGCCCGCCAAGGUUUUCAGUCUGUGUUUCAAAGAGCAUCCACUGACCAAGCAGAGGCCCUUUUCUAUGCUCUGCUGUAGAGGACUGCAGCCUGUCCGAUCCCCGAGAGGACUGGAUUUUGCUUAUUCCAAGAUCCGAGAGAGUGCUUUCGUGGUGAGAUAGAUGGGUCAAUGAGAGUGGAGACCCAAUCGGACGUAUGACAAACAUGGAGGAGGAAUAUUUUGUGGGCCAAGGAAGUAAUCUGACUAUGUCGAGGAUCUUCGCGCUGCAGCUUCAUUGUACUUCACUUCAUGGCUCCAAUUUAGGAACUCUGGAAUCCUGUUUUUUAAAACCUGGACACGGACAUUGCUGACAAGGACAUAUCCUGGAUAUGAAGCUGCAAAUGCCUAUAUUCUCAACCUGUUAAGUCCAAUAUAUGUCCGGGUUUAAGCAGCGUUAAGUCCAAAAAAGAAAGCCAUUUUCAGAUUUGGAUGUGUUUUUUUUUUGGUCAGGUCUUGGCUGGGGCCUUUCUUUGUAGAGUCACCAUGUUUUCUCUGUGUCUUUGGGUACUCUGGCUUCCUCCCACAGUCCAAAGACAUACAGAUGGAGGUUAGGUAGAUUAGAGACCUAAAAACAAGGUGUUAACGUGAGAGUGAAUGGUUGUUUGUCUCUGUAUGUUGCCCUGUGAUCGCUGGUGACCUUUCCAGGGUGCACCCCGGCUCUCACCUAACGUCAGCUUGGAUCGACUCCAGCUCCCCCAUGAUCACUCCAAGAAUAACCAGUAUAUGUGAUGGAUGCAUGGAUUUUAUUGUACAACCAUAAACUGUAAAUGUACAAAAUCUAGUAGAAUUAGAACAGCAGGCAGUUUGUUACCAAGAACAGGCGACCAUGGAUUUCUAUUAUGACUCAAAGUGGAUAAAAGUGAUGGACAGUAAGUAUGAGCUUGAGAUAUUGGAGGCUGAUAGUUACAGCAUUUAUUUUUACAUUAGGAUGUGUCUUGUGAGCUGGCCUCCUGUUUUCAUGAAUGGUCAUUUUAAGGCAGAGUCAGUCCAGAGAUUAGAAAUGUCAAAUUUCAAGCAGUUGUGCAGGAAUUAGUUUUUGAAGUUUUUGUCUAUAAAAUAGAAAAAAACAUAUCAAUAAACUUUCCUUUCUGAACAAAAGGAGUGAGACAAUAAAAUUCAUGUGUAAAUUCAA